Molecule: messenger RNA, 856 nt
Organism: Equus quagga
Lineage: Eukaryota; Metazoa; Chordata; Mammalia; Perissodactyla; Equidae
Exons: 4
Source: RefSeq, a predicted model, not a curated record
AAUUAAAAUAAUUUAAAUUCUAUUUUAUUUUUAGUGAACAUGAAAUUAUUCUCUACAAAAAAUAUUUAAAAUUGGAGUCCUCCACUCAGGCUUGUAAAAUAAAGGACUACCUCAUGGAUAAACUAGAAGACUACAAAAAAUAAAUCCUUGCCAUGUACAUGAAUGUUUGUGGUAUCAUCAUUCCUAACAGCCAAAAGUUGCUCUCCUUUGGUGAAAAGCAGUGUGUGUUCAUCAGUAAACUUGUCGUACACUUGAAGCCAGUUUCAGCAAAUUCUUCAACAAGCCCUCAGGCUCUAGGAUCAAGGAUAGACCUUGACAGGGUCCAAACCAUCAUGGAGUCCAUGGGGUCUAAGUUAUCACCUGGAGCUCAGCAACUGAUGAAUAUGGUUAGAUUGCAGCAGCAGAAUUGUAUUCCCAUUGGAGAGCAGCUUCAGUCAGUUUUGGGAAAUACUGGACACAAGCAUAUGAUUGACCUACAAUCAUCGUCUACUUCAGGAGCCUUCAGCAAGUCAUCGUCCACACCUUUUCCUUUUAGAACUGGAUUGACAUCUGGAAAUGUGCCUGAAAACUUAAAAGCUUACAUUGAUAAAAGUACGCAGCCACUUGGUGGAGGAAAUAUUACAAACCUUGAAGAGCGUAAAAUUGUGCCGCAAAACCAUUCUCUUCUUGAGAAUGAUCUUAAAAAUGCAGUAUCUUCUUUCCUAUCAAAGAAAGCAAGUGACAACUCAAAUAUACCAAAUUCUGAGCUGCUGCCUUUUCUCCAGAAUUUAUGUAGUCAAGUUAAUCAUCUCCGUGUGGGACAUAACACCAAGUGGCCGGAAAACAUCACCAAGCCUGGGGAAGGCGUUGGUGUUGC